This is a messenger RNA of Hyaloscypha bicolor E, 1488 nucleotides long. RefSeq names its product cytochrome P450. The transcript is spliced from 7 exons. The record is from RefSeq and is a predicted model, not a curated record. NCBI's taxonomy places the organism in Eukaryota, Fungi, Ascomycota, Leotiomycetes, Helotiales, Hyaloscyphaceae. Bases 1 to 1488 code for a protein of 495 amino acids. Gene Ontology annotation, molecular function: monooxygenase activity; heme binding; iron ion binding.
AUGGCAGGCCUAAUGCUACACACUGUCCAGUCCUGGGCUUGGACUGUGGCACCUGCUAUACUGGUCGUGUAUCUCAUCCUCAGAAUGGCAUUUGUCCCCAGCGGCGACACCAGAGAGGCGAUUGUUGAAGGUUACAGAAAGUAUCCGGGCUCACCUUUCCUGCUCGCAAUCAACCCCCCUCGAGUCGUCCUACCCAUGUCUAUGUUUAAGGAGGUAAUCGAGCUUCCAGAGGAGGACAUGAGCUUCAGAGAGCUUGUCCAUUUCAUGUUUGACGGCAAGCAUACUCACCUCGGCGAGAACGUCGACGAGCUCGUCUCUGCCAUCCGCAUAGAUCUGACCAAGAGCAUCGGAGGUCUCAUGCCCAUUCUCCAGGAAGAAGCUAGAAUCGCCUUUGCUACCGUUAUGAAAGACGUCAAGGAGAGCUGGACAGCGGUUCCCGCGCAGCCCUACGCUCUCCAGAUUGUCAGUCGACUCUCAGGCAGGAUUUUUGUUGGCCCAGAGCUGUGCCGGCAGCCAGAAUACCUCCGGACAUCCACAAUGUUCACGGCUGAUGCGGCUAUGGUGCGCAACGACUUGCAACAGUAUAACCGAAUUUUGCGGCCUUGGGUCGCUCCUUUUCUGUCCUCGCUGAAGAGAGUCCAGAUUCAUCUCCAGGAUGCCAAGAGCUGGAUGGACCCUGUCAUCAGGGACAUAUUGUCAGUCACCAGCGAGAAACCAAAGAUAGUGGCUGCAGGUAGCCGCGGCGCAUGGAUAUCGUGGCUCUUGAAAUAUCUGCCGGACCAUGAGAAGAGGUCCACGAAAUUAGGCCUCAUGCAAAUGCAGGUUUCGUUUGCAUCGCUUCAUACGACCACCAGUGCAACGACAAACGCUUUGCUAGACCUAGCGACCUAUCCUGAGUACGUAGACGGGUUGCGAGAAGAGAUUGAGGCAGCAAUUGCGAAUGAUGGAGAGUCGAUAGAUGAAAAUGGUCAGCUUUAUUUGACAAUGGCGGCAGUUUCAAAGAUGAAGAAGCUCGACAGCUUUCUAAAGGAGAGCCAACGACUUACUCCCUUGGCUUUUGACGGUCUCUCUCGAAGACUACACAAGAAUAUCACCUUCUCGAAUGGCCUUCAAUCAGAAAAGAACCCAAUCGGCGGCACGCAGGCCAUGGCCGAAACAGGUAGUACUCCCCUCAACGUCUUCGACGGCUAUCGAUUUUCUCGUAUGCGUGAAAUGCCCGGAAACGAGGCAAAGUACCAGGCUACAUCCACUGGCCCAGGACAAUUCACCUUUGGUCACGGUUCGAACGCAUGUCCUGGCCGAUUCUCCGCCCUGUAUAUCAUGAAGAUUGUCAUGAUCUUUGUUCUGCGUAAUUACGAUAUUCAGCUUCCCCCGGAGAUCCAGGCAGCAGGGCGACCCAAGGGCAGAACCGCUGGGGUUUCCAAUUUAGUGGACAGCACAGUGAAGAUUGAGCUUCGUCAAAGGGCUCCAUCGAAGUCAAGACAGUAG